Molecule: messenger RNA, 2592 nt
Organism: Apis laboriosa (Himalayan honeybee)
Lineage: Eukaryota; Metazoa; Arthropoda; Insecta; Hymenoptera; Apidae
Product: probable ATP-dependent RNA helicase DDX23
Exons: 10
Coding region: 83-2449 (788 amino acids)
Biological process (GO): mRNA splicing, via spliceosome
Cellular component (GO): catalytic step 2 spliceosome
Molecular function (GO): RNA binding; ATP binding; RNA helicase activity
Source: RefSeq, a predicted model, not a curated record
AUUGUAAACUAUUGCUAAGAGUGAUUUAGUGUCAAUUUUUUGAUUUAUUAAAAGAAGUUAUUAAAUCCUAUUCAAAAAUUCAAUGGCUCAUGAUAAAAAAAAUAUAAAACGUAGUCGAUCGCGUGAACGAGAUCGUGAACGUGAUCGGGAACGUGAAAGAGAUCGAGAGCGACGAGAUAGAAGACGUUCAAGAAGUAGAUCAAAAGAUCGAAAAAAAGAUAGAAAACGUUCAAGAUCACGUGAAAGAUCACGGGAAAGAGAUAGAUCACGCGAAAAAGAUAGAGAUAGAUCAAGGGAAAGACGAGAAUUUAAAGACAAAUCAAAAGAUGAAAAAAAACGUAAACCGAGUCCUAUAUUUGUUUUAGAAGAUGAAAAUAAAAAAGAAACUAAAACUGAAGCAAAAAAAGAAGAGGAAGAAAUUGAGGAAAAGCCAAAGCCUCCUCCAAAAAAGGAACCGCUAAGUUUAGAAGAAUUAUUAGCUAAGAAAAAAGCAGAGGAAGAAGCACGUGCUAAACCAAAAUUUUUAACUAAAGAAGAACGUGCUGCUUUAGCAUUACAGAAACGUCAAGAGGAAGUUGAAGCUAUAAAAAAACAACAAGAGGAUAUACGUAAAUCUUUUCAUAGUGAAAAUGCUGGGAAAGAUAGAGAAUGGGAUGAUAGGGAUAGACGUAGAGAUGGUCAACGUACACGAGAGGAAGAAAUUAAAGAUAAGGAUAAAGAAAAAGAAGUAGAAGCUAUUAAAGAACGUUAUUUAGGAUUAGUGAAGAAAAAACGACGUGUUAGAAGAUUAAAUGAUAGAAAAUUUGUAUUCGAUUGGGAUACAUCAGAAGACACAUCUGUUGAUUACAAUAGUAUUUAUAAGGAAAGACAUCAGGUUCAAUUUUUUGGUAGAGGAAAUCUUGCUGGAAUAGAUAUUAAAGCACAAAAACGAGACCAAAGUAAAUUUUAUGGAGAACUAUUAGAAAAAAGAAGAACAGAAGCUGAAAAAGAACAGGAGAAAAUGCGAUUAAAAAAAGUAAAAAGAAAAGAAGAAAAACAAAAAUGGGAUGAUAGACAUUGGUCUGAAAAAGCUCUUCAUGAAAUGACAGAAAGAGAUUGGCGUAUAUUUAGAGAAGAUUAUAAUAUUACAAUAAAAGGAGGACGUAUUCCUGAUCCAAUUAGAUCAUGGAAAGAGUCAGGAUUUCCAAAAGAAAUUCUUGAUAUCAUUGAUAAAGUGGGAUAUAAAGAUUUAACACCUAUUCAAAGACAAGCUAUUCCUAUUGGACUUCAAAAUCGUGAUAUUAUUGGAGUUGCUGAAACUGGAUCUGGAAAAACUUUAGCAUUUUUAAUUCCAUUAUUAUUAUGGAUCACUAGUUUACCAAAAAUUGAAAGAUUAGAAGAAGCAGAUCAAGGUCCUUAUAGUAUAAUUUUAGCACCAACUCGUGAGUUGGCUCAACAAAUUGAAGAAGAGACUAAUAAAUUUGGACAACCAUUAGGUAUAAGAACAGUUGUUGUUGUAGGUGGUCUCUCGAGAGAAGAACAAGGAUUUAGAUUGAGAAUGGGUUGCGAGAUAGUUAUAGCCACACCAGGACGAUUAAUUGAUGUAUUGGAAAAUCGAUAUUUGGUUUUAAAUCAAUGUACUUAUAUUGUAUUAGAUGAAGCUGAUAGAAUGAUAGAUAUGGGUUUUGAACCGGAUGUUCAAAAAAUUUUGGAAUAUAUGCCAGUUACAAAUUUAAAACCAGAUAAUGAAGAUGCUGAAAAUGAAGAAAAACUUUUAGCUAAUUACAAUACAAAGAAAAAAUAUAGACAAACUGUGAUGUUUACAGCAACUAUGCCACCUGCAGUUGAAAGAUUAGCCAGAACUUAUUUAAGGCGACCUGCUGUUGUAUAUAUCGGUAGUGUAGGAAAACCAACAGAAAGAACAGAACAAAUAGUACAUAUAAUGGGUGAAGCUGAUAAACGUAAGAAGUUGAUGGAAAUACUUAGCAGAGGAGUUGAACCACCAGUCAUCAUAUUCGUUAAUCAGAAGAAAGGAGCUGAUGUUCUUGCAAGAGGUUUAGAGAAAUUGGGUUAUAAUGCUUGUACUCUUCAUGGUGGAAAAGGUCAAGAGCAGAGAGAAUAUGCACUUGCUUCGCUGAAAAGUGGUAGUAAAGAUAUUUUGGUUGCUACUGAUGUAGCAGGUCGUGGUAUUGAUAUUAAAGAUGUAUCUAUGGUCAUUAAUUAUGAUAUGGCUAAAACUAUAGAAGAUUACACACAUCGUAUUGGUAGAACUGGUCGCGCAGGAAAAGCUGGUCUUGCUAUUUCAUUUUGUACAAAAGAUGAUAGCCAUCUAUUCUAUGAUCUGAAACAAACUAUUCUUGCAAGUCCUAUAUCUACCUGUCCACCUGAAUUAUUAAAUCAUCCGGAUGCUCAACAUAAACCUGGUACAGUAGUUACAAAAAAACGUCGAGAAGAAAAAAUAUUUGCCUAAGAAAAAAAAAAUCUAAUUAUAAGCGAUUGCUUCGACAUGCUAUUAACAUAUGCAUAUGUUUCUUAUAUAUUUUUUUAUAGCAAGUAGAAUAUAAACAAAGUAUGGAUAUAAUAAAAAAGUAAAUAAAGAUGUAAAUAAAUACA